AUGGCUCCAAUGCCUUCGUAUGUUGCUCCACAACUAGACAUCAAUGGGCCAAUAGUAGCAAAACCAAAACAAAAGCAACCCCACCUUGGGUUAAUUAGUGUACCAUGCAUUUGCCUAUAUAAAGCACCACUCUUCAACUUUCAAACUCAUCCUACAUCCUCCACUUCCUUGAUUGAUUACUUAUACUUCUCUCUCUUAAACCAUAAACCUUUUCUUUGUAACAUGUCUUCUUCAGAGGGUGUCUUUGAGUUGGGGAUGGAGUUCUCAGAGGCCGACAAUGUUCUUCUCAUGUCACUGAUGGAAGAAACGCAGGAAGAAGAGUACUAUGGCGAUGAAAGACUUGUGAGCAUGAUUCAGUCAUUGGAGGCAGAGAUCAGUGACACUGAAAUGGGUCAAAUCUAUGAGAUGGGACACGUGGAUGAUCAAUAUUGCUCCACAUCAGACACUGACCCUGAUAAUUGGGUUGACAUGGAAUUGAUCUCUUCCUUGCCCUUUGAUGAGAUGAAUGCAUGGAUGCCUUGUGUAGAUGAGAUGAUGGAGCAUGCAGCAAUGGAAGAUGAAGCUGCAAAUGACAUCAAUGAUUUUCAGUUUUGUUAUGAAGCUUUCUUGGAGCAACAAUACAGAGAGAUUAGUUAUUUGGCACAAGGGCCAAGUGAUGUAGUUUUCUGA
This is a messenger RNA of Sphenostylis stenocarpa, 669 nucleotides long. The record is from the annotation of a GenBank genome assembly. NCBI's taxonomy places the organism in Eukaryota, Viridiplantae, Streptophyta, Magnoliopsida, Fabales, Fabaceae.